AUGGGAAAUGUGUCUGCAUGUCCAAAGUCUUCAAAAGAUGAUCAAGCUAAGUGUAGAAACGCAAUUAAUGAGGGAAAGAUGAAGAGAAACAAGAAAAUUGAAGAGGAAUCUUUAAGAUCGAAUGUGAAUAUUCGAAAAGACAUUGAUGUGGAUGAAUUUCAAGAGUCUUUUGGGACCAUGAAACCAUCACGUACCCUUGGUCUUAUGGAUAAGUUUUCAAGUGUCAUUAACCCUGAGACUUCUUUGAACUUAGCAAAGAGCAAGCGGGAACAAAACAUCAAUGAUGCUCUUUUCAAAGAAAGAACAAGUCUGGUUAAAGAAUAUGUCUGUAGAUGGGCGUAUGAAGCUGGUGUUUCUUUUAAUGUUGUCGAUAGAGAUAGCUUUAAGGUGAUGAUGGAGGUGGUUGGCCAAUUUGAGCCAGGGUUUAAACCUCCUACUAGAUAUGAAAUGAGCGAGCCAUAUUUGAAGAAAGAGGUUGACAGGAUCAAAGGCUUACUGAAGACAAAUGAAGAAGACAGGAAAUUGAAUGGGUGCUCAAUUAUGAUAGAUUCUUGGAGUGACAGAAAAAGGAGGUUAGUUAUGAACUUGUGUGUCAAUUCUAAAUUAGACACCGUUUUUCUUUCCUCUAAAGAAUCUUCAGAUGAAACCCAUACAAGUCAACUAAUUUAUGAGUAUGUAGAGCAAUGCAUUCAACAGGUUGGUCCAAAAAAUAUUGUUCAAACUGAUAAUGCCUCAAAUAACAUGGGAGCUGCAAAAUUGUUGAAGGAGAAGAGGCCAACAAUCUUUUGGACCUCAUGUGCUACUCAUUCUAUAAAUCUUAUGCUUGAAAGCAUUGCAAGUAUACCAAGGUUCAAGAAAGUCAUUGAUCAAGCCAAGACAUUAACUAUAUUUAUUUAUGCUUACCAUAAGACCUUGGCAUUGAUGAGAUCAUAUACAAAGAAGAGAGAUAUUGUUUUUGCACCUUUGGUGAAGGUGCUUCGAAUUGUUGAUGCCAAUAAGAAACCAUCUAUGGGUUUUGUGUAUGGUGAGCUUCUGCAAGCUAAGAAAGAUAUUAAGAAUGCUCUAAGUAAUGUUCCAAAAAACUAUCAGCAUAUUAUUGAUGCAAAGAUGAAAGAUAGGCUAGAAGUCCACUGCAUUUGA
Messenger RNA from Zingiber officinale, 1140 nucleotides. RefSeq lists its product as uncharacterized. Bases 1 to 1140 code for a protein of 379 amino acids. The record is from RefSeq and is a predicted model, not a curated record. The transcript has 2 exons. Lineage: Eukaryota; Viridiplantae; Streptophyta; Magnoliopsida; Zingiberales; Zingiberaceae.